Toxotes jaculatrix (banded archerfish) is the source of this 5170-nucleotide messenger RNA. RefSeq names its product inhibin beta B chain-like. NCBI's taxonomy places the organism in Eukaryota, Metazoa, Chordata, Actinopteri, Toxotidae. Gene Ontology annotation, cellular component: extracellular region. Gene Ontology annotation, molecular function: cytokine activity; growth factor activity. Gene Ontology annotation, biological process: SMAD protein signal transduction; BMP signaling pathway. The transcript has 2 exons. The coding region runs from base 632 to 1804 and encodes 390 amino acids. The record is from RefSeq and is a predicted model, not a curated record.
UCCUCCCUCUCCUCCUCUUCUUCCUUUUAAUUGCGCAUCGGCACUCCGGCAGCACCACAGUGCGAGUCACGAUCAAGAACGUUUGAACUGUUUUUAGAGAAUAAAAAAGUGAGGAUGAUGAUGAUCUCUCUGUGUCUGCGGACCAAACAAUGAUGGAUUGAACUUUAAAAAUGUUGAAGAAGGAUCUGCACUCAGUUCUCCUCGGUCUGUGGAAUAUGUGUUUUCAACGGGGCUGAUGCUGAUUAAUGAAACCAUGACACGUUUUCUGCUUCUUACAGAAGUGAUGCUUUUUGUGUGAAGCUGCUCCAAACUCCAACGAAAAGAGAGAGUUCCUCAAAACCGGAAUAAACAGGACUCUGCUUCCCGUUUUUUGACAGGCGGUUGAGAAUGACCAAAGACAUCCAUAUAACGAUGUGAUAAAAAGAUUUCCUGCACACACGUCCUCCAGUGAAUGGAAAUAAACUGCACCGACUGGCAUCCAAGUGCGUCAGACCUGAGCGGACCGCCGUUACGCAUGGAGACAUCUCGAGACUGAGAGGAUUUUUUUUACCUGUUCAUAUUUUAUUUUAUGAUUUUAUUUUAUCUCUGACAAAAGAGGGGAAAAGUUAUUCUUCACCUCCUCAAACAGAAAAUGAAAGGCUGUCUUUUCCGACUGGCACUCUUUGUGGCUUGCGUCCUCUCCAUCCGCUGCACUGCUGCGCCCGGGACUGAGGCCGAGGCGCACACGGGGUCCCGGAAUACCUGCGCGUCCUGCGGCAUCGCUCAGCCGGAGGACCCCGAAUCCGGCCGGCUGAACGUGGACUUCCUAGAGGCUGUAAAGAGGCACAUCCUGACCAGGCUACAGAUGCGGGAGAGGCCCAACAUCACGCACCCGGUCCCGAAGGCGGCCAUGGUGACGGCACUGCGGAAGCUCCACGCCGGGAAGCUGCGCGAAGACGGGAGGGUGGAGAUCCCCAACCUGGAUGGACACCCGAUGAGCAACGAGGUGCUGGAGGAGAGCUCGGAGAUCAUCAGCUUUGCAGAGAAAGAUGACAUGGUGACAUCCAAGUCCAGCCUGUUCUUCCUGAUCUCCAGCGAGGGGAACCAGAACCUGUAUGUGACGCAGGCCACCCUCUGGCUCUACUUCAAGCUGCUGCCGUCUCCCGUGGAGGUGCGUCCAAGGCGGAAGGUGACGGUGAAGGUGUAUUACCAGGAGCCUGGCCUUGGCAGCAAGUGGAACCUGGUGGAGAAGCGGGUGGACCUGAAGCGCAGUGGCUGGCACACCUUUGUGCUGACUGAUGCCGUCCGGUUGGUGUUUGAAAAGGGUGACCGGCGGCAGAACCUGGACGUGCGCUGCGAAGGCUGCGAGGCAGAUGGCGUCAUUCCCGUCCUGCUCAACCACAACGACGAGUCGCAUCGGCCCUUCCUGGUGGUGCAGGCGCGGCAAGCUGACAACAAACACCGGAUCCGCAAGAGGGGGCUGGAGUGCGACGGCAGCAGCAACUUGUGCUGCCGCCAGCAGUUCUACAUAGACUUCCGGCUCAUUGGCUGGAACGACUGGAUCAUUGCGCCGUCAGGCUACUUUGGGAACUACUGCGAGGGGAACUGUCCGGCCUACAUGGCAGGUGUCCCCGGUUCGGCCUCGUCCUUUCACACAGCUGUGGUGAACCAGUACCGCAUGCGGGGGAUGAGUCCGGGCUCCAUGAACUCCUGCUGCAUCCCCACCAAGCUAAGCACCAUGUCCAUGCUCUACUUCGAUGACGAGUACAACAUUGUCAAGCGGGACGUUCCCAACAUGAUCGUGGAGGAGUGUGGCUGUGCUUGAGUAUCUUUCAUUCACGUUUAUUUAAGGUGGAACUGAAGAACUUAACUGUAAACAGAUUCACAAUAUUACAACAAAAAAUGAAUAUAGAAACAUAAUAUUUAUGGACGAUGGAAAAAAUGGGCACACACAACCUCAUCCACACAUAUCUACACACCCUCAUGUAUGCCUGCACAAAAACCUGUAUAUAUAUUUAUGUUUGUUGAUAUAUUUUGUUAUAUUCUCUGGGGGAAGAUCAAGUCUCCUUCAAAGGGACGUGAAGAGUUCGCUUCCAAAUCUUUAAACAUCCACUUUGGAAAACAAUCAAUAUUUGAAGUUCUUCAUUUAAUCUCUCUAAGAUAGUGAGGACCUGGUUUUUGCUUACCUACUAGCCUUUACAAAGCAGCAUCAUUUGAUGUAAUUUUCUGCUCUCAGCCUCACUGUUAGAGUAACUGCCACUCGUUCAGAAGUGGGCAUCUUGUUUUGGAAUGAAGCUCUUCAUGUGUAGAACAUAAACCCAACCCUGAACGUGAAAAAGAUCUCCAGAGGAGGUCUACGGAGCCUUACAUGAGUCACAGACAAGGCUGGGGUGAUUCAGCCAUGCCUCUUUCAAAAACUGUGCGUGCAACAAACACUUGGGACAAGCACUGACGAUGUCUUCACAGCAGUCAAGCUUCACCAACGUACAGCACUUAUGGCCACAUUCACACUCUGUCUUAGACAAACUCUGGUCCACGACAAAACUGGCUUCAAGCACAUCUGAACAUUUGGACGCAUUCCAGACAUGGACGGAAACAGAAAAACGUAGAGACUGUAGAGACUUUUCAGCAAGGACUCUGUUACACUGACGCUGUCACCAAACCACUGAUUAAUCCUCCACACUGACAACUAAAAGCAGACUUGCCAAUGUGAGGCGCCACGCCUGAAAAAUCACAGCUGUUUGUGUGGCACGUCUCUGACCAUCACUCACAUCCUUUCAUAUCUCCGGAUUAUUCUCUUUCCAUUAUCUUCAUUGUUGAGGGAACACUGAUGAUUCUGAGUUGGAAAGACACUGCUGUUUUAACUGUUAUCAGCUGGGGUUAACGUCACGCUAGCCCAAACUUCUGAGGGGAUCAGUACAGAGUGAGGGGAGGUACGGAUAUUUUGAUAAACAGUUCCUUAAAAUGGAUCUGAAUAUGAAUCGGUUUCAUAAAUUACUAAUCCAUGGACUCAACAUUUUUAUUUCCUUUUCUAAAUUUGUGAAUUUGAAGCAUCAAAUUAUUGGUUUAGGUUUUUGUUAAACACAGCAGUGACUGAUGUGGUGUACUGCUCGAUGUGAGCAGGCUGAUUUAGUGUUUGAGAGAACAGUUUACCAAAAUUCCACCAACCCGCCCAGUCCAGACCGCGUACAAUCACUACAACCUAUAGACUGAACACAUACUCUUUUAUAGUGUGCGACCGGCACAUGAAGAUGGUGGAAUGAGUAUCAGGAAUGACCUCACAUGGAUCCGUCUUAUUAACAUUUGGAUAUUGCAAAAAAAGAAAAAAACCUUCCUUCAGCUCCUCCCUGAUGGAGAGAGUCUGAUUCCUUCCAGUUGCUCAAAUCAGAAAAUAUUGAACGCAUCUCUCAUUCCAGUCAGUGAAAGUGAAAGGUUGCCAUAUUGCUCAGUUUAGUGAUGGUGCAGCUUCGCACUUCCCGACGCACACUUUGAUAGCACUUGCAGAUUGAAAUGCCUUUAAUGAGCCCUAUGUGGCGCGCCAUUGCCCACAGUCCUUCUAAAAGAAAUAAGUGCCGCAUGAGCUAUGCAAUGUAUAGUAUUUACCCGUACACCAGACAAGCUGAACUUAAGCUCUAGUGACAAACUAUCACCAAUACUUGAAAUGUAAGUGUGGCAAGCAGGGGCAGGUUGGGCUUCAGCUGGGAGGCAGGAGGAGGCGCAGAGUUCCCACCCAGCUGCUGACGCUGAAGUCUUUGACUUGGUCUCGCUCAGUCCAACCACAAGCGACGACAUUUCUGAAAUUCUCUGUUUGGCUGGUGGAAAAUAAUCAACCCCGUCUCCUGCAGCUUACGUCUAUUUACUACUGAACGGCUCUGACAAAUACAAUGUGGAGGAAAACGUAACUGCUGCUGAAUGAAACACGGACUUUCUGUUCCCACUCCUUCAGCAUGUAACCGAGACACAACAUCAUCUGACUGACAUUUCAUUUUGGUCAAAAUCUACUUGUUGACAGUUUGUGUUGUGUAAACCUUUAGGACACAGGGCUGGAAUAAAUACUGUCUCUACUUUACAGGUAGAUUCUUAUGCAUUUUUCAUCUCUGUUACUUCAGAAUCAGAAUGUCAGCUGGAAGUGACAUAUCUUUUCUGUCCAUGUUGCAUGGCAUAAAAUGAUCUAAACAGAUUAGAUAAAUUUAAGGGGCUUGGAGGUGAUUAACAUGAAAGAUGCUGGUUAGAUGGAAGAUUUUCUGUCUGAUGUUUGAAAUGUUAAAACAGCAGUCAGUGUACCAGGUUUGACUUCUAUUUAUUCCAUUAUGUCAUCUAACUGGGGCUAACUUUGACCCAAAUGUGAUGCAUGAAUAGUGGUUUUGGAGUCUAAAUGAAUGUGUCCCGGUGGAGUUCCCAUCAUGGCCUGUUUGGCACCGUAACACACUUUGAGACACAGUUUCAGGCCUCAGUCACUUUGACAUCACUUUGAGAUUUUCAGGUUAAACGUUUCAGCGACCUGUUAUUUCACUGCUCUGUUACACUCUGCUCUCAUUUGUAGGCUUCAGCGCUACCAGGUACAGCUUUGACAGAAAUACCUGAGGUCCAGAUAAUGCUUAUUAUCUCACCGUUUCCCGCCUCCUGUCCGACACUCGACCUCGACCUUGCUUGCCACUGUAAUCUUUCGCUUAUUCUUCAAAGCGAAUGGUUGUUAGAAUAUUUGCACUGAGGACUUGCGUGACUAGUAAUAAGAAAGAUAAAAAUAGAAACUGCCAUUGAAUAAAAAAAGUUAUUUUUAUAGAAGCAAAAUUGAGCUCUGUUCAAAUGUAUUAUACCUAAUCAUGGAACCAAAGAGGCCAAGAGGUUUAGCUAUUGAAAGAUGGCAACGCCGUCAUGUUUUGUUGUUGUAAAUUACUUUGUGACAGUUAAAAGAGGCCUAAACACUGUAUCAGGGUAUAAUAACAGUCCAUAAUCAGCUUAAUCUCUUUUCUAUUUUGUACCUAGACAUGGAAUAUUUCAUAUUUUUUCAUCAAAUUACUUAAAUAUUCCUAGUUUUCCUUCUUCUUUUUGUUAGUGCUUGUUCCAGAAUCAUUUAGAGUAAAGCACGCUCCAUCUGAUCCCUGUACAGUCGAUGUAACAUGUGAAUAUGCUUUUGAAAUAUUUUGUUCUCUGUUAUUGUUGAAAAAUAAAUUUCUUAUUACCAAAUGUA